Messenger RNA from Nicotiana tabacum (common tobacco), 936 nucleotides. RefSeq lists its product as uncharacterized. NCBI's taxonomy places the organism in Eukaryota, Viridiplantae, Streptophyta, Magnoliopsida, Solanales, Solanaceae. The record is from RefSeq and is a predicted model, not a curated record.
CAAAAGCAUAUAAUAAACUCUAUCAUUUCUAGUAACAAAAACUAUACCAAGUUGAUUGAUAUUGAUACCAAUAUCUUAUAUCCCUCCCCCUCUUCACUUUUUAUUUUGCUACUUUCAUUGACAUAAACAAAGGAAAAGAGAAUACUUCUCUUUCUAUUUCCUUUUUACUCAUCUCUCCCUCUAUAUCUCCCCCUUCUUCUCUUCUUUCUUUCUUCUUCUUCUUCUUUUGGAAAAUCCCUCUGUGAGAGAGCAAGAUAAAAAUAGCAAUGAAAAACGCAAUAAGAUGUUGCAUAUCUUGCAUACUACCGUGUGGGGCACUUGAUGUGAUUAGAAUAGUUCAUGCUAAUGGAAAAGUUGAAGAGAUAAGUGAAACUCAUGUAAAAGCAGCUGAGAUUAUGAAGCUUUACCCUAAACAUGUACUAAAGAAGCCAUCAACAUCUUAUUCCUCAGAAGAAGGGGUAAUUUGUCCCAAGAUCGUUGUAGUUCCUCCUGAUGCUGAACUUCAACGUGGCAAGAUUUAUUUCCUUAUGCCAAUCCCUUCUUCAACUGAGAAAACUCGUUCAAGAUCAUCAACUACAACAAAGAAAAAGAAGACAAGAUCUUCAUUACCACAAGCUCAUGAUCAUGGGAAUAUUGGCCGAAAUAAUGGUAAUAGUAAUAGUAAUAGCAAUAAUUUGAUGGUUUCUAAUGAUCAAUAUUUGAGUGAAAUUUUGUCGGAGAAAAUCUCAACACAAAGAGAUAGAAGAAGAGGAAGAGUUGGUGUAUGGAGACCUCAUUUAGAGAGCAUUUCUGAGACUUCAAGUGAUCAACCAUAAAUUAAAUGCAAGGUUAUUACUACUAUUUUUUCUUGAUAUUCAUUUUUCAAGAAUUUCUUCACUAAGGUUUCUCAAGGAAAGUUUGAACCCUUUCUUUUAGUUUUUUUUUUUUUUUUUUUUU